UAUCUCGAGGUGAUUCAAGUGUGUGGCCUUCAGGUCAAGCCUGCGAGGCGAGCGAGUAUUUUCGCUGAGCUGGGUUGUUGUUUACAUCCUGUAGCCGCUCUUCGUACGGCCGUCCCGUGCGCGAGGGGAGCGGCAAAAAUUUCUCGCGUCGAAUUUCGCCUGCACACUCAGUGACCCGACUUUGUUGCUGCGACUUCACUCCUGGUUCGCCCCCCCUAGUAUCGUACGAUCGUUGUGCAAGCACGGAACUCGGAACGCAGGGCUAUCAGAUAAGUCCACGAGGCACGAUGAAGGUAACAGUAACCACGCUCAGCGACGACAUUUUCGUCCUGGACGUGAUCGAGGACAUGGAGCUGGAGAGUUUCAAGGCUCUGUGCGAAAUCGAGAGCAACGUGCCAGUCCACGAGAUGGUGAUCGCUUUCAAUGGCCUGCCGUUGAUGAACGACAAGAAAUCGCUGAAGGAUCAUGGGAUUCGUGACGGUGACGUGGUGAUAUUGCAGCACAUGCAUCAGAGCGGGGCCGAGUUGAACCUUCACCCCUUAAACGGAGCUAUUCCCAUGUUGGACUUCAGUUCCAUCAGAGUGCCAGGAGCAUCCAACAGUCGACAAUCAGCCGCCUCCAGCAGCACUAUAGCCAGAAUGCAAAAUCCAAGAAAGGAAGACGAUCCGGAGAUCAUAAGGGAUAUGUUUUUAGCCAAUCCGGAUCAGUUAGCAUUGCUCAGCCAGAAUAAUCCUAAAUUGGCUAGUGCCUUACUUUCUGGAAAUCUGGAGAGAUUUACUACUGUGCUCAGGGAGCAAAUAAAACUGAGAGAAGAGCGCGAGGCACAGAGACUGAGAAUGAUGAAUGCAGAUCCAUUCGACACGGAAGCACAGAGGUUUAUCGCGGAGGAUAUCAGGCAGAAAAACAUAGAGGCAAACAUGGAAGCUGCAAUGGAAUAUAAUCCAGAAACAUUUGGAUCAGUUGUUAUGUUGUAUGUUAAUUGUAAAGUCAAUGGAUUCCCAGUUAAAGCAUUUAUUGAUACAGGUGCACAGUCGACUAUAAUGUCCGACGCCUGUGCUGAACGAUGCCACAUAAUGCGAUUAGUGGACACAAGGUGGGCUGGUAUAGCCCAUGGUGUUGGAACCCAGCGCAUCAUUGGUCGUAUUCACAUGGUACAAAUUCAAAUUGGAAACGACCAUUUAACAACAUCGUUCACCGUCCUUGCAGAGCAAAGCAUGGACAUGUUACUAGGACUGGAUAUGCUAAAGAGGCAUCAAUGUUGCAUAGAUUUAAAGAAAAACGUGCUGCAAAUCGGCACCACUGGCGCUGAAACGCCAUUUUUAGCAGAAGGGGAACUACCAGAGUGGCUGAGGUUAAGCGGUUACAGCGAUGCGAGUAUUUACGAUGUGGAAGAAGAUAAGGAUGAUAAGAAAGGAGAACCUCAGAGAGCGUUGGAGGAUGGUUCCAGAGACGCGAAGAAGCAACGUCGUCAGCAGGAUGGCCAAGAAAGCAAUAGUUCGAGCGGGACAUCGAGUAGACUAGGCCCCAUAGAGACUACAGUCUUCUCCCACGAUCCAUUCACAGAGGAAACAGUGAAGGAGAUCGAGUCUCUGGGAUUUAGCAGAAUACAAGUUAUUGCGGAAUUACGUAGAUUUAACGGGGACAAAACUCAAGCCACUGAUGCAUUAUUCACUAAAUCUUUAAGACUUUAAACUGACAGCAGGAGGGAAAAAGAAAUUAACGAAAGUUUCCGUGUGUGCGCAGUAAAGAUAAGGAAACGAAAGAUUUGUACGAUUCUUGGUAGCGAUUUUUCAUAUCGAUUGUUGUAAAAAUCUGAAAACUACAGAAUCGAAACUCAGCUCAGGCAAGCUACUCUCGUUGCUCGACAAUUAGCAUGAAAUCGUGUUUCAAAUUUUACUUUGUCGAGCAGCUAUUAUAUAUAUAUAGACGCCGUGUUUCAUUCAAGUAGCAUAUGGCUACUUCGUAGAGUUAUAUCUUCUCCGAUUUUGUUUUUUUUUUUUUUUUCUUUUUUUUCCUGAUAGAUACAUGGAAUCGAAUCUGUCGAGUUUUAAGUGGAUGUCAACAUGCUCUGAUAACCUAAUCUAUUACUACCGCAAUACAUGAAUUUAGGAAUAAAUAUAAGAUGGAUUAAGAACCAAGUUUCUGAGUUAGUGGUGCAGCUUAUUGUCUUUCAUAAAGGUUAUCUACACAUGAAAGUUGUGUCACAUCUGUAGAUGUUCCACAAAACUUUUUUACUAGAUUAGAUAUCCAUGAGAAUAAUCUUUUAAUUGAAGAGAUAUAUUGCACGAUUUCACGGACAUUUCGAGCUUCGCGACCAAAAAUCAGCUUGCGAUACCUCCUUUGCGCGAAUAUAUUAGUUCCUCCUCUGUAACUGUAUGAUUUUUAAAAGCAAAAAAAAAAAAAAAAAAAAAAAGAAAA
Messenger RNA from Frieseomelitta varia, 2418 nucleotides. RefSeq names its product protein DDI1 homolog 2 (gene rngo). The transcript is spliced from 6 exons. Gene Ontology annotation, molecular function: aspartic-type endopeptidase activity; protein binding. Bases 288 to 1691 code for a protein of 467 amino acids. Gene Ontology annotation, biological process: proteolysis. The record is from RefSeq and is a predicted model, not a curated record. Lineage: Eukaryota; Metazoa; Arthropoda; Insecta; Hymenoptera; Apidae.